Molecule: messenger RNA, 2179 nt
Organism: Striga asiatica
Lineage: Eukaryota; Viridiplantae; Streptophyta; Magnoliopsida; Lamiales; Orobanchaceae
Source: the annotation of a GenBank genome assembly
CUCAACAAUUCUCAGUCUCCAUUUUCGCUACGGUGUGUGUGUGCACGCUCUUCCCUUAAGCAUCUGUCAACAAUCUCCUCUUCAUUUAAAGGUUAAUGACUAGGUUUGGUCAAUGAGCUGCUAAUUGGCGUGGAAUUGAAGAGGGACAAUGAAUAGAACAGUCUUCAGCUUGUAAACAAGCUUGAAACAGUGAUUAUGACCACUUCAAAAGUGUUGGAAGUGGAUCCAGCUAAAGACUUGUAUUUGUAGUCAUAUUGGCAUUUGGAUAUUUAUUGGAGCGAACCAUAUUUCUCUUGAUUGCAGAGAGGGAAAUCAAGAUGGAGAAUGAGGUGAGGAAGCUUGAUGCAUCAUGCUGGAAUGGUCAAAUUUGUCUGGAUAGUUCUGAAUGGCUUGUGGAGAAUAUCAAGAGUAUUGAUCAGAGUGUAAAAGAAAUGCUGCAGUUGAUCGAAAAUGAUAAAGGUUCUCAGAUGGAAAAUGGUGAUAAUAAUAGCAAUUAUCCUACUAAGCUGCCAGAGUUAAUUGCCCAUAUUAAGGAAAUCUCACACCGCCACCACUUGCUUGCUGAUCACUACAACAAGCUAACGGGAGAACUGAGUAGCCAAAGCAAGUCAGCCAAGAGUAACGAGAAAAAAACUUUCAACCCUCAACUCACCCCUCCAUUCCUUACUCCUAUGAAUAAACUGAGGAUGAACAAUCUCGAUGGCCAACUAGUUGCUUCUGAUUUAUCUCUAAGUUCGGGCGGAGGAAUUUCGGAUGUAACUCCAAACGAAGGAUCCCAAUCCUCACUGUCAUCAGAUUCUGAUUCGGAGACUUAUUAUGCAUCACCUAACGAGCGUUCGAGUUCGGUUCGUACUCAGAAGAUGCUGGAGCAUGAAGUAGUGAGUUUGAGAACUGACUUUGAAAAACAACUAAGUAUUUCAAAUGAGAAAUUGUUGUCUGCAGAAGAGGAAAUUGCUAAAUUGAAGAGGGAACUAGAGAAUAAUGAGAAGGUCAUGGUGAAAUUGAGUGGUCUAGAAGUUGAGCUUCUGGCAGCCAAGAGUCAAAUUAAGCUGCAUGAGGCUGAGACCGAGAAGGAGAAUGGAAGGUCUUUGCUGCUGCAAAUGAAAAUAGUUGAAUUAGAAGGUGAGCUUGAGUUUGAGAAAAAGAAAGUUUAUGAAUUGCAAGAGAGUGUAGAAAAGUACACUACUGAGUUGUCGGAUCGCGAUGUUAGGAUACAGGAACUUAAUGCGGAGCUCGAAAUUGCUUUAGGAAAUUUCGCUUUGGAAAAGUGGCAGCUGGAAGCAUCUAUUUCUAAAUUGUCUGAACGUUUGAAUUUUCUUGAGGCAGAAAAUAAAGAGCUUCGUUUGCAGUGUGAACUAUUAGAUGAUGAGAUCAAGAAACUCCAAGAUGGGAAAAUUGAAAUGGAAAAAGAGAAAAAUGCUUCAAGAAUCAUUUGGCAAGAUAAUAUCGAGGAUGCAAAAAUCGAGCUAUCCAAGAAAACUGCACUUGCUGAUGCUUUGAAUGAAAAUCUUGAUGGACUGAAACUAAAAUACGACACUCUAAAGGCCGAGAAAGACGGACUCAAUGCUAAGCUACAGACACUUGUUGCUGAACUACAUUGUCGAGAGGAUCAUAUUGGAAAUCUUGAACACAAUCUGCAAAGAGUAGAGUUUGAGAACAAACAGCUUAGUUCGGGGGCUGAUAGUGCAAAGAAGCUAAUGGAUGAACUAAAGGUGAGGUCUGAUGAGUUGGAGAAAGAGGUCCACAUGCAGGAGGUUGUGAUAUCUGAUAUGGCUGAGGAAAAAAGGGAAGCUAUAAGACAGCUUUGUUUCUCGCUCGACUACUUCAGAUGUGCCUAUGAAGAUCUUCGAAAUGCAUAUGUUGUUCGUAAACGUCCUGUGGCUGUGGUGCCAUAAAAUUUGGUUUUACCGUUUAUUAGAACUUUGGUGCUUAUUCAUUGUUGUCUUUGAUAGUGUUUUUCUUUGUCCAACUUUUUUUUUUUUGGUGCGAUAGUGCAAUAUAUGGUUACAGACACAAUGUUUGUGUAAGGUUGCAGAAUCUGGGAUCCCAUCGCCGCAAAUCUGUUUUGGAGUCAUCAUUUAUGGCACAUGUUUUCGUUAAUGUUAUAAACUUUAAAGUAAUGUUGAGGGUCUGUAAAACUAUAUUCUAUGAAAUGUGAGCUAUUAUUUCUCAAAGGCUA